This is a messenger RNA of Eimeria acervulina, 222 nucleotides long. RefSeq names its product Ubiquitin-like protein 5, putative. Gene Ontology annotation, cellular component: cytoplasm; nucleus. NCBI's taxonomy places the organism in Eukaryota, Apicomplexa, Conoidasida, Eucoccidiorida, Eimeriidae. The transcript is spliced from 2 exons. Gene Ontology annotation, molecular function: protein binding; protein tag activity. The record is from RefSeq and is a predicted model, not a curated record. The coding region runs from base 1 to 222 and encodes 73 amino acids. Gene Ontology annotation, biological process: mRNA splicing, via spliceosome; protein modification process.
AUGAUUGAAGUCAUCUUAAACGAUCGACUUGGACGCAAAAUUCGAGUUAAAUGCAACCCAGACGACACCGUAGGAGACCUGAAGAAACUUGUUGCUGCGCAAUGCGGUACACGUCCUGAUAAGAUCCGUAUACAGAAGUGGUAUACAGUGUAUAAAGAUCAUAUAACUUUAGAAGACUACGAAAUUCAUGAUGGUAUGGGUUUAGAGUUAUAUUAUAAUUAA